GAUGAAGAUGAUGAAGAUGAAGAUGAUGAAGAUGAUGAAGAUGACGGGAUCAUAAUAAUCCGCCGGGGACGCGGCCAUGGGGGGUCACGUGACGCGCAGUGCCUUCAACGACUCGCUGGGCGGCCCGUUGCCGACGACGACGCACCGAUGUCACCACAAGCCCAAGAGGGGCCUCCCGCCCCCAAAAGUGGGCGGGGCCCUGGUCCCCGCCGGGCCCCUGCGGUUCCACCCCACCGCCAAGGGCUCCCAGAUCGUCAUGGAUACGAGCCAGACCAGCGUCCGCAGGCAGAGCAGCUUCUGCAACGCCAUCACCUUCAGCCACCGGCCGGUGCAGCGCAACGAGGCGGUCCGGCUGCAGGUACGAGUCCAGAACCCGGUCCGGCUGCAGGUCACUAAGAACCAGCCCUGCUGGUCCGGUUCUCUCCGGCUGGGCUUCACCUCCAGGGACCCGGCCCGGCUGGACCCGGACUCCCUGCCCCGGUACGCCUGCCCGGACCUGGUGGCCCGGUCCGGGUUCUGGGCCAAGGCGCUGCCCGAGGAGCUAGCCGGCACCGCCGCCGUCAUAGCCUUCUGGGUCGACAGGAAGGGGCGGGUCUUCUACCGGGUCGACGACUCGGGCCCAGUACUGUUCUUUAGCGGAGUCCGGACCGGGGGCCCGGUCUGGGCCCUGAUCGACGUGUACGGACGGACCCGGGGGGUCCGGUUACUGGACGGCGAGAUCGUCCCCCCCGACGGUCUUCGUCCUCGUUCCUUCACCACCGUCCGCUCCUCGUCUCUCCACCGCGACGCCGACGACUCCCGCCUGUCCGUCAGCCUGGGGGACCUGAACCUGCAGGACCGAGGCCCCGCCCCCGGCCCCGCCCACCGCCACGCCCUGCGCCUAGCGGCGGCGGCGUCCUCCGCCCGCCCCGUCCCCCAGAACUCCCUGAACUCCCAGCAGUCCUCGCGGCUGCCGGCGUCGCUGGACGGCGACCUGCGCUUCCACCAGCUGCGCGGCGCUAGCAUCCGGACGCUGGACGAGCAGACGGUGGCGCGGUCGGAUCGCGGCGGCGCCGGUGAGGAGCGGACGCUGGUCUUCACCGCGCGGCCGCUGCGCCGCGGCGAGGCCAUCUUCGUCCAGGUGACCAAGUCCAGCCCGGCGCGCUCCGGCUCGCUGUCCUACGGCGUGACGUCCUGCGACCCGGCGGCGCUGCGGCCCGCCGACCUGCCCCGCGACCCCGAGGCGCUGGUGGACCGCAAGGAAUUCUGGGCCGUGUGCCGCGUGCCCACGCCGCUGCGCAGCGGCGACGUGCUGGGCUUCCUGGUGAACCGGCGCGGCGCGGUGCUGCUCAGCCACAACGGCAGCGACGUGGGCAUGCAGGUCUGCGUGGACGACUCCCAACCGCUCUGGAUGUUCUUCGGCCUGCACGGAGCCGUCACGCAGCUGAGGAUUCUGGGUUCCACCCAGGACGGGGACCAGCAGGACCAGGACCAGCAGGACCAGCAGGACCAGGACCAGCAGGACCAGGACCAGCAGGACCAGGACCAGCAGGACCAGGACCAGCAGGACCAGGACCAGCAGGACCAGCAGGACCAGGACCAGCAGGACCAGCAGGACCAGCAGGACCAGGACCAGCAGGACCAGCAGGACCAGGACCAGCAGGACCAGCAGGACCAGGACCAGGACCAGCGGUCCAGGUCCAGCCCCAACUCCCCCUCCUCGUCUCGGAACCCCCCCCCUGGGGGGGCCCUGGGGAGCGGCGUCUCUGACCCGGUCCUGAACGGAGGCCUGGGUUUGGCGGCAGGGAGAUUGUGA
Molecule: messenger RNA, 1795 nt
Organism: Cololabis saira (Pacific saury)
Lineage: Eukaryota; Metazoa; Chordata; Actinopteri; Beloniformes; Belonidae
Product: E3 ubiquitin-protein ligase NEURL1-like
Exons: 6
Coding region: 77-1795 (572 amino acids)
Biological process (GO): nervous system development; negative regulation of Notch signaling pathway
Cellular component (GO): postsynaptic density; plasma membrane
Molecular function (GO): ubiquitin protein ligase activity
Source: RefSeq, a predicted model, not a curated record